Molecule: messenger RNA, 1902 nt
Organism: Aspergillus heteromorphus CBS 117.55
Lineage: Eukaryota; Fungi; Ascomycota; Eurotiomycetes; Eurotiales; Aspergillaceae
Product: MFS general substrate transporter
Exons: 5
Coding region: 1-1686 (561 amino acids)
Biological process (GO): transmembrane transport
Cellular component (GO): membrane
Molecular function (GO): transmembrane transporter activity
Source: RefSeq, a predicted model, not a curated record
AUGUCUUUACUACAGAGUCUUCACUACGAGAUCACUGCCCCCGCAUCAUCUUUGUCGCACCCGGCAAUCCCUUCCCCGCUCCAUUCCAUCCCCCCAACACCUGCAGAGAACCUACAAGACCCUCUUAAUGGCUGCAUUGAGCGAAACCUUACGCCCGUUGCAGGCCGAACGGUAUUUCAACGCGCACCAUCGGUUCAAAUCACCCAGUCCCGUCGGUUAGCGAUCACUGUGCUUCUUCUGCUAGCGAAUCUCGUGCAGAUGACCGUUAACUUUGCCGGAUAUGCCGGUGGAAACCGGCUUAGCGAUGCCUUGGGGGCCAAGGAAACAUAUGCCUCCUGGAUUGGUGCCAGCUAUGGAAUGACACAAGGAACAUUCGUCCUUGUAAGCGGUCGGCUUGGCGAUGUCUUCGGACAUCGAGAACUCGUACUGGCAGGCGGGGCGUGGCUUUCCCUAUGCACCUUGAUCAGCGCUUUUUGCAACAGCUUCUACGCAUUUGUCACCAUGCGAGCCCUCGCAGGCCUGGGUGGUGCUUUGGUCAUGCCUAAUGUCGUGGCUAUGAUUGCCAGCACAAACCCCCCAGGUCGCGUCCGAAAUCUCAGCUUGGGCUUUUUCGCUGCAUCUGCGCCCACGGGAGGCUACUUUGGCGCACUUUUCUUGGGCGCCUUUAUGGAGAAGGCGGAAUGGAAAUGGUUUUUCGUAUUCAUAGCCGGUCUCGGCGUUGCCACUUUUGUCCCUCUCUGGGCGCUCAGUUCGCGAGAGCUUCUCCUUGACACGCAUGGGAAAAUCGACUGGAUCGGGUCGGCUCUUGGAACGAGCUCUCUGAUUUUGUUCAAUUUUGUCUGGAAUCAAGCUCCAAGCGUGGGAUGGGCCACAUCGUACGAAAUCGCCCUUCUAAUCACGUCGCUCAUUCUAUUUGGAGCCUUUCUUCUCUGGGAAAAGAGUGGCACCGAUCAUCCAAUCAUGCCGCUUGAGAUCUUCAAAGCACCCUCACUCCUCACACUGCUUCUAGUCGUUCUCUUCAACUACAUGGCCGUGGGGACUCUGAUCUGGUACCAGAUCCUCUGGCUGGAAGAAGUGUGGCACUGGUCUCCGCUUCACUUCGCGGUCGGAUGGACUCCCUUCGUGAUCUGCGCCACCGGGGCAGCCUGUCUAGCCGCAUGGCUCAUCCCUCGACUAGACGCGCAAUGGAUCCUUGCCAUCGGAACGGUCACCAUACUAAUAUCCAACGCAUUAAUGGCUACCGUCCCUCUUCACCAAACUUACUGGGCACAGAUCUUCCCAUCUAUUGUUCUUUUCUCCUUCUGUCCGGAUUUUGUGUACACCGCCGCACAGAUCAUCGCCAGCAACUCCGUCCGUCGACACCAGCAAGGCAUUGCCGGUUCCAUGAUCGGCACGCUGAAUCUCUACGGUAACAGUCUCGGACUGGGCUUCGCCUCCACAAUCGAGGAUCAGAUCGCCCAGCGCUCUGGGGAUCGCAUCACAGGGUAUCGCGCUGCGCUGUACUUUGGUGUUGCGAUUAGUGCGGUGGCUCUCGUGCUGGAUAUCUGCUUUGUUAGGAUGGUCAAAGAUGACCGCGAGGGAUGGCACGAGGAUGAUCGUGACAUCUCUAAUUCGGAUGCGCUCGAGAUGACCGGCCAUGCCGCUGCUACUGGAGCCGAGUGGCCGGCUCCGGUUGAACGGCCUUAGUUUCUGUCACGAUGACGUGGAGGAGAGGAGCAAUGAUCAAGAAGGUUGGUGGUUGGUAGAGAGUUGGUUCUAGCCAGAGUCACAUGAUAGAACGACUGCAGGGCUGCUUGUUGGCUACAACACCGCCCCCUAGAUCUGCAGCCGAAACAGGAAGAAGUGAAGCCAAAUCUAUGAUAGAAGAAAACUUAUCGCCAGGAAAAGUAGGUGAAUAUCAAG